ACAACCACAGAGGGCAUUAAAUAGACAACAGCACAUUGUUUUUCCCAUGGCGAGCAUUUGGGUCUCUCAACCGGGAACCAUCUGCAGCUCCAAGACUUUGGUUUUGCUGUUUUCCACCCUGCUGCUUCAGGGGCCUCUCUGUGGCAAGAGCAACCCAAUCUCAGGCACCCAUCAGAGGCAUCGCCCCUCUCCAGGGCUGGGAGACGGGCACGGAGGGGUGGUGGAUUUGUCUCUGCUGGAGCAGGACGGCAGCGUGGACAUGCAGAGCCUGCUGGAGAGCUUGAAGGAACAGUUCCUGCGCACUUUCAACCUGUCGGGUCCUCCGAUGCCUCCUGGGAGCGCACGAGAAGAGCCGCCUGAGUACAUGAUGGAGCUCUACAACCGCUUCGCUAAUGACCACACAGCCAUGCCAUCUGCCAACAUCAUCCGCAGCUUCAAAAAUGAGGAUUCAUCUCCCAGUGUUGUGGGUGUUGGAGGAGUGAGGCGCCAUCCUCUCCUCUUCAACGUGUCAGUCCCCGAUCACGAACGCAUCACAGCGGUUGAGCUUCGCCUCUACACCCUCGUUCAGACCGACCGCCACCUCUACGCCGGUGUCGACCGCAAGGUCACAAUCUAUGAACUGGAAUCACAUGACCUGGAUGACAACAUGACUGACGGGAACGGCAUGAGGGGAGACGCAUUCAGAGGGGGAGGGGAGCGGAUAGAGCUGGUGGAGUUGGCUUCACGCCAGGUCUAUGGCACCGAUAACGGCUGGGAGGCCUUUGACCUCACCGCUGCUGUUCAACGCUGGCGCAAAACUCACCACGGCACCACACACCGGUUGGAAGUGCAGAUUGCCAGUAUGACUAAUGAUGAUGUUCAAGGUGUGACAGAAGACAACAAAGACAAGGAUCCACCUGAAGGAGACAUGAAGAUCGACACCAGCCCUGAGGAAAAACACAAACCCCUGCUGAUUGUUUUCUCUGAUGACCAAAGCAGUGAUCACCGUGACGACAAGCGCGAGCUGAACGAGAUGAUUGACCAUGAAACCUCUAACACAGUUCUCCAGAACGACCUGGGGACGAGCCUGUGGGGUGAGCUGGGGAGGCACAGGGAGGGGGGAGAUGAAGAAGCUGAGCCAGACGAAGAGGACCUCAUCCAGAUGCGCUCCAAUCUGAUCUACGACACAGCGUCCCGCAUUCGUCGCAAUGCCAAAGGCAACCACUGCAAGAAACAAUCUCUAUAUGUAGAGUUCAAAGACAUCGGAUGGGACAGCUGGAUCCUGGCACCCACUGGUUACGAUGCCUUCGAGUGCACUGGCGUUUGCUCCUUCCCACUGACGAAACACGUCACACCCACCAAGCAUGCCAUUGUCCAGACGCUGGUCAACAUCAACAGUCCUCAGAAGGCAGCACGAGCUUGUUGUGUGCCCACCAAGCUGGACCCCAUCUCCCUGCUGUACCUGGAUGACACAGGCGUGGUCACCUACAAGUACAAGUUUGAAGGCAUGGUGGUGGCUGAGUGUGGCUGCAGAUAG
Molecule: messenger RNA, 1516 nt
Organism: Seriola dumerili (greater amberjack)
Lineage: Eukaryota; Metazoa; Chordata; Actinopteri; Carangiformes; Carangidae
Gene: bmp10
Product: bone morphogenetic protein 10
Exons: 2
Coding region: 47-1516 (489 amino acids)
Biological process (GO): BMP signaling pathway; SMAD protein signal transduction
Cellular component (GO): extracellular region
Molecular function (GO): growth factor activity; cytokine activity
Source: RefSeq, a predicted model, not a curated record